Molecule: messenger RNA, 1137 nt
Organism: Carassius gibelio (silver crucian carp)
Lineage: Eukaryota; Metazoa; Chordata; Actinopteri; Cypriniformes; Cyprinidae
Product: leucine-rich repeat-containing protein 27-like
Exons: 5
Coding region: 87-746 (219 amino acids)
Molecular function (GO): protein binding
Source: RefSeq, a predicted model, not a curated record
CCCGUCUGGUCAUAAUAACCUCGUCCCGCUGAUGUGAUCGAUCACAUGUGAUUAUUACAGUGUUAUCACUGCUGUUAUAAUCAAACAUGAGUGAGCUCCCCUGUGAAGAAGAAGAAGAAGACGUGCUGUGUCUGAGCAGAAGAGCCCUGAGGAGCAUCCCAGCAUCUGUGUUACACACCACACAUCUGAAGAGUUUGUAUCUGGAGGGGAAUGAGAUCAGCAGUCUCCCUGAGCGUUUCUUCAGCAGGAUGUCGUCUCUGGUCUGGUUGGAUGUGAGGAACAAUCGACUCUCAGGUUUACCAGCCGCCAUCGGACAACACCGGUGCUUGAAGACGUUACUGCUGGAGGGGAACCCGAUCUCAGCGCUUCCUCCAGAGCUGGGUCAUGUGAUCACGCUGAAGGCCUUGAGUCUGAGGAAGUGUCCGCUCGUGUUUCCUCCUCAAGACGUCUUGGACCGCGGCCUGCCCUCCAUUCUCCAUUACCUGCGCUCCUCCGCACUGACUGACGAGUCUGCUGCUGUGGAGAAGCUGUGUCUGUCUGAACUGGAGCAGUGUGAGGAGGACGAGCCGGAGAUAUUACGCUUUGAGGAGCUCCGGCGCAGGAUGAUCCAGGUGGAGCAGGCUGAAUUAGGGUCGGCCGGCGACGGAGGAACCAGAACACCCAGAGCUGAUCUCAUCAGCAGCUGCUUUAUCAGAUUAAACAUUGUGUCUGCACUCGAUGAUGUUCAGAGGAGCCCAGCAGUCUAGUGAGAGUUCAGACGCUUACUAAUAAAGGUUCCACUAAGUCUGCUGGUUCAUGAUGAACUUUCAACAUCCAUGGAGCCUUUCCAAGACCUUUAUAGUGGAGAACGAGUUUAAAAUCUGACGCUGGAUCACAAAACCUGUGUGUGGAACAGAAAAUCUUACAUUCAUAAAUUCAAAGCAUUAAAAAAAUUAUUUCCACACCAAUAUCGUAACAUCCUUAAAUCAAUAUACAUUUACUGCAGAUGCAAAAGGAAGAUAUGAAGCCUUGCUUUCUGAUAAACUGAUUAAAAUGAAGUGAAUUUAUCAUUCAAACGAGAAGCGUAUCUGGUGAGUGGAGAAUGAAAAGUAGUUUUGCUUUGAAUUAAAGCUGCAGUAGGCAACUUUUGUAAAAAUA